CUCUUCGAGUUCAUUCUCAAAAUGACUUCGACCGUUUCAAGAUGCUUCUUUAUUCUUCUAAUUUGCUGUUCUUCCAGUGGUCUCAACGUUUUUCCAAACUUAGAGGAUAUCGCUAAAAAUGCGCGAGUGGUCAUCAAUGACAUCGCAUCCUUGAUUGAGGAAGAGAAUUGCAGGUCAGACCUGUUAACCCUAGCAGAUGGCAUUGACAAACUGGACUUAUGGGCAAUGAAAAUGAUUGACGCAAAUGGAAAAUGGAACCCAGCUUUUUUAUUGGGAAACAUCAAAAGCUUGGGAAGCUACGAGGAAUGUGUUUCUAUCCAGCAAUCAAAACCCUACAUCAAGGGAAAAUAUUGUCUGGCCAAUGUGCACCUCUCUUCAAAUGAUGAACAAAUAGAUUCAUUGUUGGAAAUAGCCACGCAAAAAAGACGUAACCGUGAAAUAACUAUGAACAGAACGAAUACGCCGGUACCGGACCUGCUUCCUUCAAUGGCCCUCAUUCAAUUCGGCAUAUGCGUCCCUUCAACCUGCUCAAUUGCGGACGUGCAAAAGGCGUUCAGCUACAUUAUAUCGAAGGAGAAGUCUGCCAAUGGCGAGGCACAAAUUGAAUCAUGCUACACUAACGGUGCAGCGCCGCUUUCUUCUGGAGAUUUGGCAUUUAUUGGAUGUGUUGCUAUCAUCGUCGGACUGGUAUUCUUGAGUUCUGUAAUCGAAUCCAAUUUUGGCGUAAAAGAAGAUGCAGGGUUUGCGUAUAGCUGCUUAAUGGCGUUUUCUUUGCCGACUAACUGGAGGAAGCUCUUUUUUAUUUCUAACCAUCCAGGUGCAUUGAAGAGCCUCGAUGGUAUUCGAGUCUUGAGCACACUAUGGGUUGUUGCUGGACACAAAAUCAUCUUUACCCUUCAAGAACCGUGGGCAAACAAAAAUUUUCAAGUUGAGUCUCUUCAGAAAUUAGCAAAUAUGCCAUUCAUCAACAACAUGCCCAGCGUCGACACGUUCUUCCUGAUGUCUGGCAUGCUGAGAUCAUACAACCUACUGAAGGAGUUUCAAGGCAAUCGAUUUCGAUUUUUCUCUGACUUUGCUCGCCGUUACUUAAGGCUAACGCCAGUUUAUGCAUUGGUGAUUGCUUUCUACGCUACCUUAUUAACACGGCUAGGUAGUGGUCCUAGAUGGGAAAAGUUCGUGACUGAGCCCGGUGAGGCCUGCGCCGUUAAUUGGAAAAACAAUUUGCUGUAUAUCAACAGCUACGUCCACAGCAACAAACAUUGCAUGAUCCAAACUUGGUAUCUGGCAUCCGACAUGCAACUCUUUUUGGUCUCGCCUUUGGUUGUUUAUGCUCUGUGGAAAAAACCUGUAGCUGGAAAAUGGAUUCUGUUUCUCAUGGCCGCGAUACCGAUUUGUUUCACGGCCUGGUACACAUACAGCUAUGAAGUUCUGCCCACUUAUUUGCUCAACAAUUCAGACGAGAAGCUGAUCAGCUAUCAAAGGGACGUGCACAUCACCACGCACCAUCGAAUGGCUCCUUACGUUGUAGGCUUGGCACUGGGAUAUAUUCUUUACAGCAAAAACAGGAAUUUUCACUUGAGUCCGUUGAGAGCGCUUUUUGGCUGGCUAAUGAGCCUCUCAACGCUCUACUUUGUGGUAUUUGGUGCCAUCAAUAUCGUUCAAUACGACCACGAGUACGACCCGGUCGAAUCCACUUUUUACGCCAGUUUGCAUCGCAUCUCGUGGGCAUUUGCUGUUGGCUGGCUUAUUUUUGCUUGCAAUAAUGAAAACGGAGGUUGGAUAACGAAAAUUCUGUCGCUGAACGUAUUUCAACCACUGAGUAAGAUUUCUUAUUGCAUCUAUUUGAGUCACUACGUGAUUUUAAUGGUUGGAACGGCGAGGAUAAAAACUCCGCUCUUCGCAGACGAUUACGCGCUGAUCCACAGCCUGGCCGGUGAUUUUAUAAUAAGCUUUGCCGUAGCCACAGUCCUGUAUCUAUCGGUAGAGGCCCCUUUGUUUGAAAUUACAAGGCUCAUCUUUGCAACCUCCAAGAGUGUUAACCAGAAAAAAGAAGCUUGAAGAUUUUUGUAUAUCUUGUUGAGUUUAUUUUACUUUUUUAGCACAUUAUUUGUAUUAAAAUUCAUAUUUUCAAUGGCUGAAAAAGAUCCAUGAACAUUAAUCAACAUUAAUAUAAUAAAAUUCUUUAUUACAAUAUUAAAGACUGCGU
This is a messenger RNA of Cloeon dipterum, 2206 nucleotides long. Its product is annotated as nose resistant to fluoxetine protein 6-like. The coding region runs from base 22 to 2058 and encodes 678 amino acids. Lineage: Eukaryota; Metazoa; Arthropoda; Insecta; Ephemeroptera; Baetidae. The transcript is spliced from 12 exons. Gene Ontology annotation, molecular function: acyltransferase activity, transferring groups other than amino-acyl groups. The record is from RefSeq and is a predicted model, not a curated record.